CUGUAAUCAAUUAGUACAUAGGGAAAAGUAGGUAGUAGUAGGCAGGCACAUGUUAUGCAUUGAUCGAUUGGGUGAGAUGGAUGGAGGGGUUGAGGGGUAAUUGCUUCAAUGCUCCCAGCGAUUUCACCAUCCUGCCUGUAACUUUGCUCUUCAAUACUGAGCUCUACAAAAAGCAACCAACUUCAAACUUCAAACUCUACCACUUCACAUUCAAUUACCUUGCAUUCAAUACCAACAACCCCUCAUCAAAUCCAAGCACACAGAAACAAUGGCUGUCCCUCCCAAGUUCGCCGGCCACAAGCUCGAGUUCGCCCCUCCAACAGCUUCAUCCUCCUCCGUCCCGCGCGCAACUCACACCUUUGAGCUCUUCCUCGACUACACCUGCCCCUUCUCCGCAAAAAUCUUCAACACGCUCACCACCCAAGUCUUCCCCGUCGUGCGCGAGACUCCCGCCUGGGCCAACAGCCUCACCGUCGUCUUCCGCCAGCAGGUCCAGCCGUGGCACCCGUCGUCGACGCUGACCCACGAGGCUGGGCUCGCCGUCCUGCGCCUCGCCCCCGAGAAAUUCUGGGCCUUUAGCGGCGAGCUGUUUGCCGCGCAAAAGGACUUCUUCGACAUCAGCGUCGUCAACGAGACGCGCAACCAGACGUACCGCCGCUUGGCGAAAGUGGCCGCCAAGGUGGGCGUCAGCGAGGAGGAGGUCUACAAGCUGCUGGCCAUUCCCGAGAAGGGCGGCGACGAUGGCGCUUUGAAUGUUGGCAAUGCUGUCACCAACGACCUCAAGGUUGUCACCAAGAUGAACCGCUUAGUGGGUGUUCAUGUCACUCCUACUGUUGUGUUCGAUGGUGUUGUUCAGGACACCAGCUCUGGCUGGACUGUAGACCAGUGGAAGGAGUUUUUCACCAAGAACAUUGCGUAAAUGGAUGUGAAGGAUCUGUCAUUGUUUUAGCAAUUGAAAAAUGAACUCAAUUCAUGCUUUUGCUCUUGUGAAAUGAAGAUAGGACCCGUUAAUGUGAGAAUCCAGCUAUUAUUGUUCAGUAGAGCAAUUACAGUAGCUCAGUAAUGGAGAGUGAU
This is a messenger RNA of Trichoderma harzianum CBS 226.95, 1074 nucleotides long. RefSeq lists its product as hypothetical. The transcript has a single exon. The record is from RefSeq and is a predicted model, not a curated record. Bases 269 to 919 code for a protein of 216 amino acids. NCBI's taxonomy places the organism in Eukaryota, Fungi, Ascomycota, Sordariomycetes, Hypocreales, Hypocreaceae.